Messenger RNA from Aspergillus tanneri, 3729 nucleotides. RefSeq names its product telomerase reverse transcriptase. Gene Ontology annotation, biological process: telomere maintenance via telomerase. Gene Ontology annotation, cellular component: telomerase catalytic core complex. The transcript has 6 exons. Bases 1 to 3729 code for a protein of 1242 amino acids. Gene Ontology annotation, molecular function: telomerase RNA binding; telomeric repeat DNA binding. Lineage: Eukaryota; Fungi; Ascomycota; Eurotiomycetes; Eurotiales; Aspergillaceae. The record is from RefSeq and is a predicted model, not a curated record.
AUGGGCAAAAAAAGAAAGCGACCCGUCAAGAACGGUCAAACAUGCGAGAAUCCGUUGCAGACAAGCUCAAAUAGUUCUAGCUGUUUCAAGACUGGCGAUUCCUUGUCUCCCCAAAAAGCUGCCGAAUAUUCCCAUCCCGUUAUCUCUCUAUACUACAGUGAAGUUGUGACGUUGAGACAAUAUCUUCUUCAGCAGAUACCGGCCUCAUCUAAGUCACGCCGUCGAAGAAUUGCGUCGGUGCGCAAUGGCUCUGCAUCUACCAAUUCGGGAAGCCAGGCGCAUAAUCUCGCCCUUUUUCUGGAUACGACGCUGGUUGGAAUCUUGAAAGAGUCGCCUCCAACGUGCACAUUGGAACGUCGACGAAAUUUGGCUGGAUUUAUACAAUCACAUUCUACUUCUCGGAUUACUGGUACAGAUACAGGGCCACUUUGUGCCCAAGCAGAGAUUGUGAACUUUGUCAUCUCUUCCUUGUUUAACCACAGUGGCUUCUCGCAUCGAAGGCCGCAUCACUUGUUAACUCAUGGAUUUCAACGUAUAUGCGGUCCCGAGCUUUCACGGAAGAAUGAUGAACUCGCAUGUAGUAUCCCCGGCCUUGUGGCACGCUUUCCCAACAAAAAUGCGCAGGCACUCAAACAAGAACCUUGGACUGGUGUCCUUGGUCUCUUGGGAUGCAACGGAGAUGAGAUUAUGUUGAGACUGUUAUUCGAUUGCGGGAUCUACACAGCUAUAGAUCACCGAAAAGGUGUAUACUAUCAGAUUAGUGGGCUCCCAUUAUCUAUGCUCGAGCCAGUGCAUAAGGGACCACAGCCAAAAGAUCUUGUUAUCAAAAAGACUGUUCCUAUAUCUCCCACGGCUAUGGAGACCGUCUCAAAGUCUGAUUCCGCCAAAGAUAGUGCAGUGUUUCGCAAUUGCCCUUCUUACAAACCCAACAGCAUUGUAUUUCCCCGUCGACGAAUGCUCUAUGCUCCUCCAACACUUAAUUCAAAAGGGAAAAUAGAGUAUGGGUUAACAAAUCGCCAUGUCCUCAGUCGUUGCUCACCUGACUCAAUGUCACAGUCUGUACACCUCAUGAAAUAUAUUUUUCCAAAACACUUUGGUUUGCAUAAUGUGUUCACAUCGACACAAAGUAGCGAAAAUGCCCAGCCUUAUAAGGAUUAUUCCUCACGCGAGGUCGAAAUUUCUAGAGCCAACGAACAAAGGCAGUCUCAGGCUCAGCGCUCAGGAGCUCAUUCAACUGGUACUCCUAAUGAGUCGGGGGGAUUUAAUCGAAUUCCCAGAAGGCUCCGAAGAGCUGUAGAUUUAGUUCAAAAGUUGCAGAAGCGCCACAAACGCUGUUCGUAUGCAGAGUUAUUACGAUAUUAUUGCCCGUUGGACUCCUCGGGACCGUGGAAAUACGGGGUUGACAACUCUCAAAAUGAGAGGACUCCAGGAUCCAAAUCAUCGGCACCAGAAGACUUUGUCACCCAGCUUCGUGUUCCCACUCAUACACACACAUCCCAAACGCUACAAGAGGGUCAGCAAUUGGACACCUCGAAUGUACAAAAUCCGGCACCCCAGAAUAUAAUUUCUAGACCAAAGCUCCGCUUAACAGACCAUGCGACUCCCGCUCCUUCGGUAUCGGCUUUCUGUCGAGCAGCCCUUCGGAAGUUGAUUCCUCCGCAAUGGUAUGGGACUGGCCAGCAGGGGAAGGCCAACCAGGAUAUUGUCCUUAGGAAUGUUGACCGAUUUGUGUGCAUGCGACGUUAUGAAAACUUAAGUAUUCAUGAAAUUUGCAAAGGCAUAAAGAUCACAUCUAUCCCUUGGCUAGAGCCUCCAGAUGUCGGUAGGCAGCAGGUGUUGUCUCAAAACAAGCUUUCAUUGUCCGAUAUGCACAAGCGCACAGAAAUCUUUCACGAACUAAUAUAUUACAUCUUCGACUCAAUAUUAAUACCUCUCGUUCGGUCUAACUUCUACGUAACUGAAUCUCAAAUCCAUCGAAACCGCCUAUUCUUCUUUCAGCAUGAUGUGUGGCGUCAGUUGACUCAACAGCCACUCGCUGAUCUUAAAUCCUCCAUGUUCGAAGAACUGAAACCGGAGAAAGCAAACAAUAUACUUGGCCGCAGAUCUCUAGGAUAUGGCUCAUUACGACUUCUUCCAAAAAUGACCGGUAUUCGGCCCAUCGUAAAUCUUCGGCGGCGGAUGCAGUUGAAGAGCAAGUGGACGACCACGGGGGUUCAAUAUUUGGGUCCAAGCAUUAAUUCCACGGUGGCACCCAUUUUCAACGUAUUGAACUACGAGAAAACUCGUAACCCGGCUCAACUUGGCUCAUGCCUGUAUUCAGUGGGCGAAAUCCAUUCUCGGCUCAAGGCCUUCAAAGAACAGAUGUCACAAGGAUCUUCGGGCCAUACUCGUCAGCUGCCUUUCUAUUUCGUUAAGCUUGAUAUCCAAUCCUGUUUUGACACCAUCCCUCAGCAAAAGCUGAUCCACCUUGUCGAAAAAUUGGUGUCUGAAGAAGCGUAUCAUGUGACGAAGUACGUUGAAAUGAGAGUCCAAGAUGAGUUUAGUAACAUAUGGCCGUCGCAAGGAUCUCGGCAGAACAAAGGCGUGCGGAAAUUUGUGGGUAGAGCAGCACCUGCCAUGAAACCUCAACCUCUAGCAGAGACCAUUGAGAGUGGCGGUGUCAGUCGCAGGAGAAACACAGUCUUUGUUGAUACAGUAGCACAGAAAUACUACAACACCGAGGAUCUACUGGAUCUCCUGAAUGAGCACCUCCGAAACAACCUCGUUAAAUUUGGAAAGAAGUUUUUUCGGCAGCGCAAUGGUAUUCCUCAGGGCUCUGUGUUGUCCAGCCUUCUUUGCAAUUUAUUCUACGCCGAAAUGGAACGAGAAAAGUUGGGGUUCCUUGGCUGCAAAGAGGCCUUGCUUCUUCGUCUUGUAGACGACUUUCUACUAAUAACGUCCAAUCCCACCCUUGCGAUGCGCUUCUUGAAAGUGAUGGUCAAAGGACAGCCGGCGUAUGGGAUCACCGUGAACCCAGCGAAGAGCUUGGUUAAUUUUGGCGCUGUCGUCGAGGGAGCACAUAUCCCAAGGCUUAUCGAUAGUUCGUUGUUCCCGUACUGUGGGAGCCUGAUCGACACUCGCACGCUGGAAGUACAUAAAGAUCAUGACAGGAUCCUGGAAGGAGGCGACUCUGCUGCGGAAAAUUUAUCAAAUUCGUUGACCGUCGAACUGGCGCGAGCCCCGGGGCAUUCUUUUCACCGGAAAGUACUAGCAUCAUUCAAACUACUCAUGCAUCCCAUGUACCUCGACACCAGCCACAAUUCACUCCCUGUGGUGCUGUCCAACUUGUAUGCCAAUUUCGUGAUGACAGCCAUGAGAAUGUAUCGAUAUAUGAGGGCGUUGAUUGGGCGACGACAUCCUACUCCAGCAGUGGUAAUUCGAGUCAUUAGGGACCUGAUCCAGUUAUCUCACCGAUUUGUCCAAGCCAAACGCACACCGAGCCGGCAAGUAGGCGAGGGUGAUGACUCCAACUCGUCAAGCACAAGCAUGGUACAUGGGUUCCAGGUACAGUAUCUUGCGGCCGCUGCAUUUCGCCAUGUAUUGGGUCGCAAACAGACACGAUACGGCGCUGUGUUGCACUGGCUCGACCAGAUUCAACGACAAGCACGACCGAAAUCGAAUGGCAAGCUGGCACAUUUGGUGCAAGUGGUGCGGAAAGGCAAUAUGUUAUAUGGAGGCUGGAGGUAUUGA